Oncorhynchus kisutch (coho salmon) is the source of this 2338-nucleotide messenger RNA. Its product is annotated as 5-hydroxytryptamine receptor 7-like. The record is from RefSeq and is a predicted model, not a curated record. Gene Ontology annotation, biological process: positive regulation of MAPK cascade; adenylate cyclase-activating adrenergic receptor signaling pathway. Gene Ontology annotation, molecular function: G protein-coupled receptor activity. The coding region runs from base 590 to 1339 and encodes 249 amino acids. Gene Ontology annotation, cellular component: plasma membrane. Lineage: Eukaryota; Metazoa; Chordata; Actinopteri; Salmoniformes; Salmonidae. The transcript is spliced from 2 exons.
CUGACGUCACCUGUCAAUCAGUUAGCGUAUAAUUGCACUGACACGGCCGCAGGAGCUGUUAUUUCUCCGUGGUGACCAGAGAUGAGAGAAACAUUUUAAGGUCGUUUUUGAUACAUGCUUGCGUGAUGAAUAAUGUUCUUAGAAUAGAGUAAUUUGCGUGUUUCCUACUACUAUGAAUGUGCGCUCUGCGCGGAGGAUGCAGAUUAGUCAUUUACAUCACACAUGCACAUCUGUGCGUAGGCCUAUAGGCUAUGUCAUUUUACGGGGUUGCAAGUUCAUGGAUAAAAACCAACCAGCAUGUUCGUGGAUGCAGAUGGAACUUUCAACAACAGCAACAUGAAAUCUUAUGUGAUGGAGAAAGCGAAAGAGCCCGGUGCAACAAAUAUGAUUUCGGAGGCGCUCGUUGCACACUUGCUGAAGAUUGCGCAAGAGGCGGCGGAGGCAGUAUCCGCCACUUCGCAGUCUUCAACUCUGCUGAUGGAGAAUGGGACUCGGUGUGAGGAGCAAAUUCUGAACUACGACAAGGUGGAGAAGGUACCUGGGCAUAACCAAGCCUCUGACGUACCCUGUGAGACAGAAUGGCUGUUGCAUGGCCAAGAUGGUGGUGUCCGUGUGGCUUCUGUCCGCAUCCAUCACCUUGCCCCCCCUCUUCGGCUGGGCCCAGAACGUAAACGACAACAAGGUGUGUCUGAUCAGCCAGGACUUUGGUUACACCAUCUACUCCACCUCAGUGGCGUUUUACAUCCCUGUAUCCGUCAUGCUCAUUAUGUACUACCGCAUCUACCGCGCCGCAAAGCUCAGCGCCGCCAAGCACACCAUCACGGGCUUCCCGCGGGUCGGGGAGGAGGCGGCGCGGGGGGGAGAGGAGGCCAUGGAGGAACAGGAGGAGGAAGAGGACAGCGUGGACUGUGUGUCGGCCGCUCUGAGGCUCCACAGGGAGGUGGAGGAGUGCACGCGAUUCUCCCGGCUCAUGAGGAGCAACCGGAGGAACAUGUCCAUCUUCAAGCGGGAGCAGAAGGCAGCAGCCACCCUGGGGAUCGUGGUAGGAGCCUUCAGUGUCUGCUGGAUGCCUUUCUUCUUACUGUCCACGGCCAGACCCUUCAUCUGCCGGGCGGACUGCCCUAGCUGUGUGCCCUUGUGGGUGGAGAGGACCCUGUUGUGGCUGGGCUAUGCCAACUCCCUCCUCAACCCUUUCAUUUAUGCCUUCUUCAACAGGGACCUGAGGACCACCUACAGCAACCUGCUGCGCUGUCGUUAUCGCAACAUCAACCGCAAGCUGUCCGCCGUCGGGAUGCAACAGGCCCUCAAACGGGUGGAUAAGACAGACUCUGUUAUCUAAAUGGUGUUAUUGUUGUGGUGUGGUGGGAGCUGUCACACUGAGCACUAGAGUCGACCACAUUCUCUCAAUGACAAUAGGUCAAUGUUAUCUGCCUGCCUGGUCCUCUACUUAAGAUCGUGCAUGUCCAGACACAGUCUAGACCUUAUUGGUCAGGUCUGAUUUAUGAAACAACUAAGAAUCUAUCCUUCCAUCUGAAUGUGAGUCCAUUGGCUUUGUGUCUGUGACAUUACGGUGCUUUUACCCUGGGCAUUUCUCAGUUGUGCUGUGGUUGUGUAGCGUGGUUCUUUCUGCGUUGUAUACUUUUAAUUAGGACGCUGCCACAACUGGAGGUCUGCUAGUCUAAAUCUUUUUAUUUGCCCUGCAGACGAAGAGACAACACACAUGAUGUUAACCCUUGGCACAGUUACAGCUCUCAGGCACCUUGCUAGCCGAAGGUCAGGCAAAAUGAAAUAACAGGUUCUGUGUGCACACAUUCAAUGCACAACAGCACACCAUACAAUACAAGCAAAAUGAUACAGAACAUCAUUCAGACAACAUAAAGACAACACACAUUAUGUUAACCCUUGGCUCAGUCCUAGCUCUCAGGCACCUGCGCAAGCACACGGACACUCACUCAAACACUGUCCCAAGUACUCACAAGUUACAAUAGAUACCCUAGUUAGCGAGCUUUGUGAACCUUGUUAACAUAAAUCUUUAUAUUAUCCACAUUGUAACAAACUUAUGGUAGCAUAACAGUAUAUUGUAUGACAUUAUGACGGUUUUAUAUUAAACAAUUUCGGAGCCAAGGACAACAUACCUUGCAAGCCGAAGGUCAGGCAAAAGAGAACAAUAAGGGGGUAUGGAAAUACAGAUAACCUGCGAUGGACCAAACCAAAAUAUACAAUCACAUGUAUGUACAAUAUUGAUGUGGAAAAGUGUUUGUACACCAAAGAAAAACAUUAGCUAUGCAGCUGUAAUUAAAUAUUUAAAAAACACACUGAAUUAUUAUUAAUAUUAUCA